CCCGAGCAUCUUCAUCCCGGCUCGUACCGGAACCGACAUUCAGAGAUGGAGGGUCACAUGACGCUCUUCUCCGUGCUUCUCUACAUCACCGUUGCAGCCUCAGCCUCAAGCCAGACAUGCAGCCCCAAGGAUGUUGCAGACAGCGCCUCCAUGUAUGUGAGUGAGAUGUCAAGCGGCUGUUGGACCAGUUUUGUCCGACAGGACAACGUGGAGGUCCACAUCCUGAACCUGGACUUCAGCAAGGAGAGGAUCAUGUUCACGUUGGAGUUGACCAAUGCAAAGCCGAUGAACCUCAUCCUCACAUCUUCAUCUUCAGGGGAUCACUAUGGUCUGUUCAACAUCAACAAGGAUGUCCACAUUUACGUAAACAGUACAUCCAGAAUUACAAUUUAUUGUAAUCAACUUAAGGAGAAUAUCCACGAGGAAACCAUCCCCACUCAGACCGAGGAGCUGGUAAAGUGGGCAGAACAGAGGUUUGAGGGUGUGACUUCAUUCACCACUGUUCGGGAUCCAAAAAACAUCUCAACAAUAGCCACACAAGGAACGACAGAUGGCCCCCGUAAGUGCCUACUUGAAAACGAAGAUUCAUCAAAGAAGCACUUUAUGCAGAUUGAUGCAAAUUGGUUCCGAUCCUGCAUCCCUCUGCAGCAGAGGACCGGUGAGGAAGAGCUGCACGUCAUAAACAUCCCGGAGGAUUCCAUGAUCCGGAACGUUUCCCUGCGCGUGGAUACGCUGAAGACCAGUGUGUUUCUGCGAGGCCCUCAGGGCACAACAUGGACCAUCCUCAACCCCCUACACACCAAAUUUGGUUCUAACAAUGACAUCCUGCUGCCCACCCCAGCUUUCACAUCGAGUAUUCCCCCGUCGUAUACGGGGAAACUGAGCGGUGACAAGGCGGUUGAGGUGCAGAGGAUGGCUUUGCUUCAUUUCAAUACAAGCAACUUCACCAGCUAUACUGAAGUUAAAGCGUCCAGCUCUGCUAUUUUCCUGAUUCUUGGAAAAGAACUCAGCUUUUCAGGAGUCACACAUUCAGAGCCGGUCAUUCCCAUGACAACUAACCCCCCUCAGCAGAUGCCUCUGCUGAUGCAGCUGUAUACCUCCCCAGACUACCGUUUGCCCCUUGACCCCAACACCAAAGUGCAGAGUGACAGGAGGAUAUACGCGGAGAUUUCUGGUCACGCUUUAGGGGACAUUGUCCUGACUAUCAAGGUGAUCAGAUGCUUUGUGAGCUCCAAGGGUUCCUGCCCCGUGGUUAAAGAGCUGCCCUUCAUUCCCGAGGCCUGCCCCGGGAACUCCUGCUCCUACAGUUCCCGGCUCAGCUUCUCCCUGGACCAGCUGCAGGAACUCACCUCCACCUCCUGGGACCUGGAGUGCUUCGUCCAGCUCUGCCAUAGUGAGAAAUGUGGAGAUGGAGGACGAGUGAGGAGGAACCUGGAGGUCACACAGCCGUAUGUUUCCCCGUCCUCACCGUGCUUCGACUUCGGCCUCUCCGGGGUCCUGGGCAUCGCUUUCGGAGGAUUCGUGAUUGGAGUAUUACUUAUUGGAGCACUGUGGUUUAUCAAAAUUAAAACAGGGUAUCCAACCAGACUGGACAUGAGCUCGACUGCAGCCAGUCUUCCAGGAUGUCCCUGCUCAAGAGCAAAGCGGCAGCCUGUUUCCACCAACCCGUCCCCCUCUGAGAACAGCAGCGCCAACGCGAGCAUUGGAAGCACCCAGAGCACGCCGACGAGCAGCAUGGCAUGAGAUAACAGCACUUUCUGCAGCGUCUCCUUCAAACUCAUUCAUCUGGGUCCUUUCUUUAGUUUUUUCUUUUGUUAAUGCUCAAAAAGCAUUUUCCCCCAAUCCCCUGACCCCUUUAAAUUCCUGUUUCAAAAAGCACAAGACAUGAUUUUUUGACGUACCGCAUCUGAAAUGGAUGUGAUCUGGGAGUUUGUAGCUGUGGAUGUUGAGUGACCAAAGCUCUAGUCAUUUAGUCUAGGCAGAAUUUCUGAAAAUGUGCUUAUUUAAAGUGCUGAAGGCAUUUUGUGAAUAUUUACAAUAUACAACAUUUCUAGGGGUAUUAAGGGGUGCUGAAUCCAAAUCUGCUGUAUAUGAAGCUCAAAAAUGUCCCAAAAUGCCUCAAAAUUGAGAAAUCCAACAUGGCCGCCAGGCUGAAAUCUAUUUUUCAGUAUAUCUUUUUGACUAAACAAGGUACAAACAUGAAUUAAAUGUACUUUUGUAAGUUUUCCUACAUGACAACCUCUUUAUC
Messenger RNA from Cololabis saira (Pacific saury), 2248 nucleotides. RefSeq names its product endoglin (gene eng). The record is from RefSeq and is a predicted model, not a curated record. The transcript is spliced from 14 exons. Lineage: Eukaryota; Metazoa; Chordata; Actinopteri; Beloniformes; Belonidae. Bases 46 to 1743 code for a protein of 565 amino acids.